CGCCUUUAGUGAAACCAACGAGAGGACACCCCCUGCAUCUAGAGCAGCCCGACCAGGAGCGUAACCGGGUGGCGCGCGAACGUGAGAGGAAAGCCGUGCGCGGCUGCGCUUUCCCGCCUCUGAGCCGUUCUAGAUGCGGGAAAAAUGCUUUCUGAAAGCAGUUCAUUUUUGAAGGGUGUGAUGCUCGGAAGCAUUUUCUGUGCCUUGAUCACUAUGCUAGGACACGUUAGGAUUGGUCAUGGAAGUAGAAUGCACCAGCAUGAGCAUCAUCACCUGCAAGCGCCUAAUAAAGAAGAUAUCUUGAAAAUUUCAGAGGAUGAACGUAUGGAGCUCAGUAAGAGCUUUCGGGUAUACUGUAUCAUCCUUGUAAAACCCAAAGAUGUGAGUCUUUGGGCUGCAGUGAGGGAGACUUGGACCAAACACUGUGACAAAGCAGAGUUCUUCAGUUCUGAAAAUGUUAAAGUGUUUGAGUCAAUUAACAUGGAAACAGAUGACAUGUGGCUAAUGAUGAGGAAAGCUUACAAAUAUGCCUUUGAUAAAUAUAGAGACCAAUACAACUGGUUCUUCCUUGCACGCCCCACUACGUUUGCUAUUAUUGAAAACUUAAAGUAUUUUUUGUUAAAAAAGGAUCCAUCACAACCUUUCUAUCUAGGCCACAGUAUAAAAUCUGGAGACCUUGAAUAUGUGAGUGUAGAAGGAGGCAUCGUCUUAAGUAUAGAAUCAAUGAAAAGACUUAACAGCCUCCUCGGUAUCCCCGAAAAGUGUCCUGAACAGGGAGGGAUGAUUUGGAAGAUAUCUGAAGAUAAGCAGCUAGCAGUCUGCCUGAAAUAUGCUGGAGUGUUUGCAGAAAAUGCAGAAGAUUCUGAAGGAAAAGAUGUAUUUAAUACCAAAUCCAUUGGGCUUUUUAUUAAAGAGGCAAUGACUAAUCACCCCAACCUUGUGGUUGAAGGAUGCUGUUCAGAUACGGCUGUUACUUUUAAUGGACUGACUCCUAAUCAGAUGCAUGUGAUGAUGUAUGGGGUAUACCGUCUUAGGGCAUUUGGGCAUAUUUUCCACGAUGCAUUGGUUUUCUUACCUCCAAAUGGUUCUGACAAUGACUGAGAAGUGAAAGAAAAACAUGUAUACGAUCACCGUCUAGGACAGGUAUUGUCACUAUUUGUAGUAACGACUACAUAUCCAACACAACAGUAUGUUUCUUUUUCUUUUUUAGUUUGGUGGCACUGGUUUAGUUGCACAUUAAAGUUUAGUGGUACAUUUUUAAAGAGGGUGGGGUUUUUUCCCUUAAAACACGUGACAAUUUCA
This is a messenger RNA of Mirounga angustirostris (Northern elephant seal), 1302 nucleotides long. RefSeq names its product C1GALT1 specific chaperone 1 (gene C1GALT1C1). Gene Ontology annotation, molecular function: N-acetylgalactosaminide beta-1,3-galactosyltransferase activity. The record is from RefSeq and is a predicted model, not a curated record. Bases 145 to 1101 code for a protein of 318 amino acids. The transcript is spliced from 2 exons. NCBI's taxonomy places the organism in Eukaryota, Metazoa, Chordata, Mammalia, Carnivora, Phocidae.